Salvia hispanica is the source of this 858-nucleotide messenger RNA. It is a transcript of the gene FKBP13, whose product is annotated as FK506-binding protein 13. Lineage: Eukaryota; Viridiplantae; Streptophyta; Magnoliopsida; Lamiales; Lamiaceae. Gene Ontology annotation, cellular component: chloroplast. The record is from RefSeq and is a predicted model, not a curated record. Gene Ontology annotation, molecular function: peptidyl-prolyl cis-trans isomerase activity.
AUCAUAAAAUUGUGGCUGUUUCCGAAUCACGAAAAUGAGCUCCCUUCCAUUGUCAAUCGGAAUUUAUAAUCCCGCUCACAGAUUAGGAUCUGUCACCACAAGGAAGCCAUGGAUAGUUCAAUCCUCUGCUCUCAAAUUGGAUCUAAACGCAUCGAUUUCAACUCCAUUGAGCAGAAGAGAAGCUGUCGGCAUUGGCUUAAGCUUCAGCCUUGUUCAAUUUCUUCACCCGCGGACGGACGCAGCGGCGGCGGAGAGCGCCGCCCCCGACACGUGUGAGUACACGGCAGCUCCUUCAGGUCUCGCCUUCUGCGACAAGGCUAUCGGAACCGGACCUCAACCUGCUAAAGGCCAGCUCAUUAAGGCGCACUAUAUCGGCAGAUUGCCGGACGGGAAGGUGUUUGAUAGUAGUUACAAUAGGGGGAAACCUCUGACGUUUCGCGUUGGAGUUGGUGAGGUGAUUAAAGGAUGGGAUGAUGGAAUUCUAGGUGGAGAAGGAAUUCCACCCAUGCUACCUGGAGGUAAACGCAAGCUGAAAAUUCCUCCAGCACUAGGAUAUGGCAUGAGGGGAGCAGGCUGCAAAGGAGGAUCGUGCAUUAUUCCACCAGAUUCAGUUCUUUUUUUCGACGUGGAGUUCGUUGGAAAGGCUUAACUUGAGGCUUCGCGAUGGGUUGUGGAUCAAUUGCUUUCGAGGUUAUCUUUUUUCCACGUUUUACACUCUAUGCUAUUUUGUUUCUGGUAUAUGUUAAGAUUUAAAGUAACUGUGUAAUUUAAUUGAAUCCUCAAAUACAUGGAGAAAUUUGGUUUCCAUUGUAUAUGUUACAGAGAUACAAUUGAUAUAGAAAUUAAUAUUCUAAUUUA